Messenger RNA from Stylophora pistillata, 732 nucleotides. RefSeq lists its product as uncharacterized. The record is from RefSeq and is a predicted model, not a curated record. NCBI's taxonomy places the organism in Eukaryota, Metazoa, Cnidaria, Anthozoa, Scleractinia, Pocilloporidae.
AGUAAUUAACUUGAAGAUUUUGCAGUUAAGCGAAAUCAUAAAAUUUAAUGAGGCUUACAUACAAUCCAUUGAGAAACAUGCUGAAUACGUCUGAUCGUGUUUAAAACCGUCAACUCCCAUAAGACUGCCCAGUUCGUUGCUGAUCUCCUGUAGGUCCAAGAUCUUCCCUUCGAUCGAAGUAAACAAUUAGCGAUCUUAAGCAGCCCUUUGGUUUACCGCUCGUUUACUAGUUGAACGUUUUACAGAAUUUUAAGACAAAAUGAAGGGCCUUGUCUUUAUACUUAUUUUGUCCAUCGUGUUUCAAGUCAAAACACAGAAGAAUCCUGAUUAUAUUUACAAGGCGGCGGCCCAGAUCUGCAAGCCAUACUUCCUCCAGUGUAAACAAAAUCCCGAUAGAGGGAUAAGCGACUGUUUCCAGGAUGUGUACAAAACCUGUAUUCCAUCGUUUCGUGAGGGAUUUCAAGCCAUCGAGAAGUGUGUUGCUGAUGCUGGAGACGAUUUGCAAUCUGUCAUGACGUGCACUAAAGGUUUCACAGAAGCUUGACACGCACCUUUUCUCUAAGCCAGUGAAUUAAAAGAACAGAGUGUAAUCAGUAUAGGAUUUAAGAUAUGUUAAAGAAUCAAGAAAGAAUCAAUAGAGAUGUGUCUCGAAUUUAGACCUUUUUUUUUUUGUAUAUUUCUUUGUUUUAAAUAUAAGAAGGCGAUUUAAGAAAUAAAGGUCUUUGAAAACUA